ACCGUCUUCAAGUCAAGCAAGACCCUCAUGAGCAGAUAAGGCGCGCGCCACGUCCACCACACACAAUGGGGACGUUGCCCGUCGCCCACAGGCUCUCGCUCGCCUCCGCCUUCCCGCCGCGCCACCGCCGGCCGUCGCCCUGCGCGCACCGCCGGCGCCGGCGGCAUGGGGCGGCCGUGGUGGCGUACAUGGAGCCGAACCCCAACUCGCCGGCCUCCGUCGCGGGCCGCCUCAUCGGGGCCCUCCCCGUGGUGGGCCUCGUGGCGCGCAUCCUGAGCGACGAGGGCGGCGUCGGCGGGGACAUCAUCGACUUCGCCGAGUUCCGCCGCCGCGUCAGCAAGAAGUGCACCGUCAUGGAUUCCCAGGCUUUCUACGACUUCAACGAACGCCGCGGCAAGGCAGGGGAUCCCUUCUACGUUCUUCUGUGCUGCUGGUUGGCCGCCGUUGGUGGUGGGCUGCUGAAAACGGAGGAGAUCUUGGAAGGCGUGGCGCGGCUCCGCCUCUCCAACGACAUCGAGUUCGAGGAGGAGACCUUCCUUGACAUGAUGAAGACGGCAAAGGAGAAAAGAGCAAAGCUGAAGGCUCCGGCGCCACAGAUACCAAUGGAAGCGAGGGCGGAGAAGGCUCUGGAGGCCGUCUACGUGUGCUGCUUCGGACAGGAUAUGGUGGAAGACGAGGACGUGAAGCUUCUGUGCACAAUGCUGAGCGCGGUCUUCCCCUCCGUUGGGAGGCCGGCGAUCGAGAGGACAGUGACCUCCAUGGCGAAGCAGGUGGCUGCCGGCGAGAGAAAGGGCCCCGGCGCCAAGACCGUGUCCAAGGAAGCAGCAGAGCGGCAGCUCAAGGACCUGGAGUUUCUCAAACAGAACAAGCUGGACUCGUCACUAUGAGCAUUUAGCAAGAGCACAACACAUUGAACAUUUUUGUCGGAUACUAGAUGGCAUUGUUAGUCCAAGAAACAGAAAAUCGCAUGGCUUACUAGUACUUGCCAUAGUUGGGAUAAAUUGGGGGCUUUUUUGGCUGCAAAUACGAAAUAGAUGCAGAAUAUGGUUUUUCGCAAAGACAUGCUAGGAGGUCAGCCAUGGUAGAUGGCAAGUUUGGGACACUGUUGACACAUGCGAAACAAUGGUCUCAAUUCUUUAGUAUUGCAGUGUGAGUGAGUGGGAGAUCGGAGCACUGUAAAAAGAUGAAGUUAUGUAUCACUCUAAAAAUGACUUGAUCUAAACGUAUAAAAUUGGAAAUUGACUUCUUUUA
Messenger RNA from Oryza brachyantha (malo sina), 1251 nucleotides. Its product is annotated as photosystem I assembly factor PSA3, chloroplastic. Lineage: Eukaryota; Viridiplantae; Streptophyta; Magnoliopsida; Poales; Poaceae. The transcript is spliced from 3 exons. Bases 66 to 887 code for a protein of 273 amino acids. The record is from RefSeq and is a predicted model, not a curated record. Gene Ontology annotation, biological process: photosystem I assembly.